Messenger RNA from Hippoglossus stenolepis (Pacific halibut), 1464 nucleotides. It is a transcript of the gene sdr42e2, whose product is annotated as short chain dehydrogenase/reductase family 42E, member 2. The record is from RefSeq and is a predicted model, not a curated record. Gene Ontology annotation, biological process: steroid biosynthetic process. The transcript has 11 exons. Gene Ontology annotation, molecular function: 3-beta-hydroxy-Delta5-steroid dehydrogenase (NAD+) activity. Bases 1 to 1464 code for a protein of 487 amino acids. NCBI's taxonomy places the organism in Eukaryota, Metazoa, Chordata, Actinopteri, Pleuronectiformes, Pleuronectidae.
AUGGAGCUGUGUGGACCCACCGUGAGUGACAGUGGAGGCUCUCUGUGCCAGGUGAAGCAGCUUCCCUGUCACAGCGCCCCCCUCUGUCGCCUGCAGGCCAGCGCACACCACUUGCACAACCUCCCCCACCUCGCCCAGCAGCCGUGGGUCAACCACCUGACCCCGGCCAACGUCUCCAGCCCGGCUGGGGCAAUCCGACAACGGGUAAAUGGAGCAACGUCGGCAAGCUGCGGCAGCCCAGAUUGUGCGGCCCCCAGGCUGGGAGAGGAGGCGGCGAUGGCCCGGGGUGUCUCCAUGGGGAAGGUGUUGGUGACGGGGGGAGGAGGGUACUUUGGCUUCCGGCUGGGGAGGGAGCUGGUCCUCCAGGGGAUGUCAGUGAUCCUCCUGGACAUGAACAAGCCCCCCUGUGAUGUCCCUGAUGGAGCCGUAUUCUAUCAGAGUGACAUCAGAGACUAUCCCUCCCUUUACAAAGUGUGUGAAGGUGUCGACUGUAUAUUCCACACAGCGUCUUAUGGCAUGUCCGGACCAGAACAGCUGAAGAAAGAGCAGGUGGAGUCAGUCAACGUUGGAGGAACUAAUAAUGUUAUCAAUGUGUGUAAGGAGAGGAGCAUUCCCCGGCUGGUGUACACCAGUACCAUCAACGUGGUGUUUGCUGGGAAGCCAAUUGAGGAUGGUGAUGAGGAGUCGGUGCCGUAUGUGGCCCCCGACGUGCACAUUGACCACUACUCCAGGACUAAAGCCAUCGCAGAGCAGAUGGUGCUCUCAGCCAACGGAUGCUCCCUGAAAGGUGGUGAGCUGCUGCAGACCUGUGUCCUGCGACCCUGUGGCAUCUAUGGACCGGAGGAGAGGAGACAUCUCCACAGAGUGAUGGUGAACGUGGAGCGUCGGUUGUUCAGUUUCCGCUUCGGGGACCCACAGGCCAGGAUGAACUGGGUCCACGUCGACAACCUGGUGCUGGCCCACACGCUGGCGGCCGAGGCCCUCACACUGAAGAGGAGCUGUGUUGCUAGUGGACAGGCCUAUUUCAUUAAUGACGGAGUCUCAGUCAACCUGUUUGAGUGGCUGACACCUUUGUUUGAAAAGCUGGGCUACAGCAGACCGUUGAUAAAUCUGCCAGUUUCACUGGUCUAUUCAGCAGCCAUCCUGGUGGAAUACUUGCAUGUCGUUCUGAGGCCGGUGAUAAAAGUACCUCUCCUCUUUACCAGAAGUGAGGUGAGGACCAUUGCUGUGAGCCACACCUUCAAGAUCGACAAAGCCCACAGGGAGCUGGGUUACUGUCCGAAGCCGUACAGCCUGGAGGACUCCGUGGAGCAGUACCUGAAGUCCCAGCAGCCUCGCUCCACCUCACCUCUCCUCGACCUCUCCUGGAGCUCCCAGCUGCCCCGGCACCUUGUGCUGCUGCUGCUGAUGAUGAUGGGUUUCACUCUGCUGCUGGCGUUGUCCUGCUUACUCAAUCAGAGCUGA